Molecule: messenger RNA, 756 nt
Organism: Cooperia oncophora
Lineage: Eukaryota; Metazoa; Nematoda; Chromadorea; Rhabditida; Trichostrongylidae
Source: the annotation of a GenBank genome assembly
AUGAAAACGCUUUGUCAAGCUGAGAAAGCUCUACACGACACCAUCAGGGAAGCCUAUGAAGCGGAAUGGCCAGAACGGGAGCAGUUGACUGCUAUCAUUGAUAACCUCGAAAUCCAGUCAAAUGAAAUGGAGAAGGUGCUAUGUGAAGACCUCCCGCUAGCCGUUUCCAACUACGUUUCACAGUUCCCCGAAUUGAAGAAAAAGGUUGACAAGAGAGGAAGGAAGCUUGUUGACUAUGACCAUGCAAAGCACAACUACAGUUCUGCCAAAGCUUCAAGUAAAAAGGGUGAAACAGAUCCAAAAGUGGCCAAAGCUUACACUGAGCUACAACAAGCAGAGACCCUUUAUAAAGAGAUAAAUAACGAGUUGUUAGAGAUACUCCCAGCUACAUAUGAUAGUCGUAUCACAUUUUAUGUUGACACGUUGCAAUCUUUAUUCAAUUCACAAAGCAUAUAUCAAGCAGAAUGUUGUAAGCUUAACAAACAAAUUGUUACCCAAUUGGACCGCCUUGGUGAAUCCAUGGAUUCCCUUCGAGUUCCACGACCAGAGCCGCGACCCUCCACUCCUACUGAUAGCGUAACAGAUAUGGGUUCUCAUAGAUCUACUCCAUCUCCUGCUCCAGCUCCUCCACCAGCAACUCCAGCGUCGUUAGCUGAUUCAGCUUCUGGUCAAGUAGCACCUGCUAGCAAUCCGUUUGAUGAAGAUAACGUAGAGGAAACGUUUGAGAACAAGAUAUAUCCGGUUCGUUCGUUUUGA